AUGAAGAAAUCAGGAAAUGAGCUAAAACAGCACAAGCCUUUUAAACUCCAAGCGGCCGUUCAAGCGAGUUCAACGAGUGGGCGGUCUCACACACUCAACGCCAUACAGGUUCCAGAAUCGAUCAUCACAAAAAAAUUAUCGCGAAAAGUAUCAAAGAAGAUUUCAAACAGGAAGAGGAAGGAAAGAGGAAAGAGGAGAGAAAGGAAUAAUGGAAGAAGCGACUAUAUUUCGAGGCAGGUCACCUCUCUAAAUUUGUUGGCGAAUGGAAAAAACAUAUGCCAAGAUAAGAGAAUUUUAUCCUGGUUAAAGGGAUAUAAAUUACCUUUUAUACAAAAACCUAAGCAGAAAUACCCUCUAGUUUCCAAAGAGUUGUCAAAUUCAGAAAAAUCGCAAAUUAGGUCUGAGAUUAACCAUAUUUUAGAAAUCAAAGUCAUUAAGGAAUGCCUAUCUAGUAAUAUCAAGAUUUGCUCUCCGACUAAUAUAUAG
This is a messenger RNA of Psylliodes chrysocephalus, 486 nucleotides long. NCBI's taxonomy places the organism in Eukaryota, Metazoa, Arthropoda, Insecta, Coleoptera, Chrysomelidae. The record is from the annotation of a GenBank genome assembly.